Molecule: messenger RNA, 1849 nt
Organism: Acyrthosiphon pisum (pea aphid)
Lineage: Eukaryota; Metazoa; Arthropoda; Insecta; Hemiptera; Aphididae
Gene: MFS9
Product: major facilitator superfamily transporter 9
Exons: 10
Coding region: 132-1529 (465 amino acids)
Biological process (GO): transmembrane transport; monoatomic anion transport
Cellular component (GO): membrane
Molecular function (GO): transmembrane transporter activity
Source: RefSeq, a predicted model, not a curated record
UAGAGAGGUAGAACCUAGACGCCGCCGAACUAUUAACAACUAAAUCGUCGAUUGAGGAAGUGGUAUAGUAACAUUCUAAUGUACCCACAGCAGUCGUUCGUGCUACUGCUGCAGAGCACGUUCAGUUAACCAUGGACCGGCCACCCGAAAACCUUAGCGAUGGCCAACCACCGUUUUGGAAACAGCGCAGGAACUUGGUCGCGUUCCUGGCAUUUCUGGGUUUCUUCAACGUCUACACCCUUCGAGUGAACUUGAGCGUCGGAAUCGUAGCCAUGACGUCAUCCUCGGAUACGCGGACGAGCGAAUUUGACUGGGGCCCAGAACUUCGUGGUGCGAUUUUGAGUUCGUUCUUUUAUGGAUAUAUUUCUACGCAACUUAUAGGUGGUCUGCUGGGCGCAAAGAUAGGGGGCGUGAAAUUGAUCGGUUACGGAGUCUUUAGCACAGCGAUCCUGACGAUCCUAACCCCAGUGGCUGCCAGAUAUUCCGUUUAUCUAGUCAUCGUUCUCAGAGUCAUCGAGGGAGUUUUCGAGGGAGUCGUAUAUCCUGGCAUACAUGCCGUGUGGUCGAGAUGGGCGCCGCCCGCGGAACGCACCCGGCUGGGAUCGUUUGCAUUUUCCGGCAGUUUUGUGGGCACAGUCGUCGGAUACCCGAUGUGCGGUUGGUUAGCCGAAAAAUACGGUUGGCCGUCUACGUUUUAUGUACCAGGUUUUGUAGCUAUAAUUUGGUGUGUGGUUUGGUUGACAUGUAUCACCGAAUCUCCAGUAGAAGACAAACACAUUACGAAAGAAGAGCUCAAGUACAUAGUGGAUUCAAUAGGUCCGACGGAUGACACUAAAAUCAGCUUUGUAGACUACCCCUGGAAAGAUAUAUUAACAUCGAUGCCAGUUUGGGCGAUAACGUGCGCCCAUUUUUGUGAAAACUGGGGAUUCUACACGUUACUUACGCAACUACCAAGCUACAUGAACGAUGUACUAAAGUUUAACAUUGGAAAAGGAAGUUUACUGUCAGCUCUACCAUAUCUCGUCAUGUCCAUUAUUCUCCAGUUUAGUGGGUUCUUUGUAGACUGGCUUCGGAAAAAUGAAAUACUCACUACUACACAAGUGAGAAAGGUUUUCAACUGUGGUGCUUUUGUAAGCCAAACUAUAUUCAUGUAUUUAGCAUCGAAUUCUAGAUCUGAAAUUGGAUCUAUAUUUUGUUUAACGUUGGCAGUGGGUCUUGGAGCAUUUGCUUGGUCCGGAUUCAGCAUUAACCCAUUAGAUAUAGCACCUCAAUACGCUAGUAUUUUGUUGGGAAUCUCCAACACGUUUGCAACUAUACCUGGCAUUGUGAGUCCUAUGUUGGCUGGUGUUAUUGUGCAAAACAAAAGCGCAGAAGAAUGGCAAUGGGUGUUUUUAAUUUCUAGCGGUAUAUAUAUGUUUGGAGCAGUAUUCUAUGGCAUAUUUGCUUCAGGAGAACGACAACCAUGGGCCAAAAUUAAAAUUGAAGAAAAGAACGGUCAUGAUAAUAAAACUUUCGAAAAUGUAGCCUAAUAUAAAGUUAUAAUUUGUGGUGUCCAUAAUUUAAAUGAAAUUGUUGGAAUAUAAGUAUAAAUUUUGUUUGAGAAAAAUCCUACCUUUUGAAACAAUUUGACCAUUUUAUAUAAUUUGUAGGUAAAUUUUUGUUGUUUUAGUUUUAAUUGUGCGAUUGUGAUAGAAAAAAAAAGAGCAUUGAUAUUGUUUAUUAAAUGACUACCUUAAACUGUAAACAUUUAUUUUAAAAUGUGAUUAAUUAGUAUUAAUUUUGAAUUUAUUGUUUAUUAAAAUAAUAAAAUGAUUUAUGUACAAUGUACAUUAUAUACGUAGAAUAUGUA